Rhodofomes roseus is the source of this 408-nucleotide messenger RNA. RefSeq lists its product as uncharacterized. The transcript has 7 exons. The record is from RefSeq and is a predicted model, not a curated record. Lineage: Eukaryota; Fungi; Basidiomycota; Agaricomycetes; Polyporales; Fomitopsidaceae. The coding region runs from base 1 to 408 and encodes 135 amino acids.
AUGGGCUGGCAAAAGACGUUCACACUGGGCAGGCGUCCGAAGGGGUGCCACCUCGUGACGGAGGAGGUGCUCUCGCACAUCCGGCCUGGCCUGGAGGGCGUGAAGAUUGGCAUGCUGUACCUGUUCAUACAGCAUACGUCGGCGGCGUUAACGAUCAACGAGAACUAUGACCCCGACGUUAGACGAGACAUGGACAUGGCGCUCGACAAGAUCGUCCCCGAGUCUCUGAACUGGGUACACACAGACGAGGGUCCCGAGGUAUCGCAUACGAAGACUUCGCUCGUGGGCACGUCGAUCUGUGUACCUAUCACAGAUGGGCGGCUGAACCUGGGGACCUGGCAAGGCAUCUACCUCACCGAGUUCCGGCACGCGCCGCACCAGCGGCGAGUGGUCGCGACAAUCUUGUGA